CCCCCACCAGUAAGCGGCUAACCGCCCUCUGCGUCAGUCGUUCGCGUAGAGUUGGAUGGGUCGUUUUACGGUUCCUUGAUGCGAUAUAUUCGCGCGCUCGUGCCUCUCCUUUUUUUUGUCCCCUUAAUCCAUCCGUAAAACUUAUUUGUCCUCUUUUUUUUUUAUUUCCCUAGGUCGGUCUCUUACUUCUAACAAUUCUUCCUUGAGCUUUGUUUAACCCUCGUUUAUCUGUCGCGCGUCGUGGUGACUAAACGUCAUCGAGAUAUAAGAAGAAGAGGAAUAAGGUGUUUCCAGAAGGUGGAGGAGGAGUGGUGAAAUAGGUGGAGGAAGAGAAGGAAGAGAAGGAGAGGAACAACAGCGGCACGGGAGCACCGCAGGCUUUACCGUGCCUUUCCAAAUCUCGCUGCGGUAAAAUACCUCCCUCCUGGAUUCUUCAUCGUGCCUAAUAAUGAGGGACAUGGCGGGCAAGAUCGCCGAGUUGAAGUUCGAAGCACCCCUUGCGCGCUUCGAGGAGGAGGAAACUGCCAGUUUAAAGAAUAUGAAUCUUUUGACGGAACAACUUUUGGAUGCCAGUUUAGAAACGAAUUUUGGUGAAAAUUGUAAUGCGAACGAAGUACCGGCCAAUCACGACAACAGUACGGAUAUCUUACAGGAAGGUACCUUCAGCCCUUUCAGCGGUAGCCUCGAAGACCUGGUUAACACGUUUGACGAGAAAAUAACUUCGUGCUUUCGCGAUUAUGGCACCGACGUUGAAUCUUUGGCACCUGUGCAAGUUAGGACGCAAGAGGAGAUCAUGAACGAGUGCCAGAUGUGGUGGACUAUCACUGGUACUUUUGGCAACAUCUUACCGAUAGACUGGAGCAAAUCUUAUGCUAGAAAAAUGCACAUGCCAGCAUUGAAUCUCAACGAGGCACCAAUUUCAUUGGAAAGACCCGAAUUAGAAGAUUUAAGUAGCGAGGACGAGGCUGUAGCAACGGAUUUGGAUAUGCACGCUUUGAUUUUAUCUAGCAGUACCGAUACUCAUAGCCCAGAGGAACCCUUGAAAACAGCCGAAGAAGUGCUUCGUGAAAUAGAUGACAUAAUGCAGGAGAGUCCGUCUAUGGAAAGAACACCCGAUUCAGAUGGGUCCUUGCUUGACAGUGACGAGGCUUUGGAAAGGAGUAGAGAAGUUCUCGGCUCACCUUUGCACGAAAAAAAAUUGAAACAAUUGACCUCGAAUCAACUUACCGAGUUAUUAGGAGAAAUGGAAUCUCUCGUAGCUGCAUUGAGCGAGACUCUGAUUGCUGAACUUGCACUUCGGGAUGAAUUGGAAUACGAGAAGGAAUUGAAAAAUCAAUUCAUUUCUCUUUUAUUAGCAGUACAAAAUCGACGUAGGCAACAUCACGUUACAAAGAAGAAAAACCAAAUGCAAAAUGGUACUAGUCCGUUACCUCAACAUAGGUCCUUGCAAGAAUCCAAAUAUUUGACCACCGUCAUUCCAUAUAACACGGAUAGCGGACCACCGGAUAAUCAGGCUCUGCAAGUCCUUAUUAAAAUAUUGAAAGCGAUUAGCGAAGAUAGUCCAACUGUACCAACUUUGCUAACGGAUUAUAUUCUCAAAGUUCUAUGUCCUACUUAGUGAGUGUACAGUCAAUUUCCUUCGAAGAUACUCAAAAAUCCAAAACAAUGAUUGCGCUCUCUUCUUCUUGCCAAUGCUCUGCAUACCAUCGUCGUGCCGCGUGCGUUGUUAUAUUUGAAACAACCAUUCUUGCUUCUGAGUUGUAUUUUAAAUAUUACACUCAAUGUGUAUUGGCUGUAGGAUUAGAAGUGGUAACCUGAUAUUCUCAUCUAGUCUUAAUUUAUAUACAUAUAUAU
Messenger RNA from Polistes canadensis, 1854 nucleotides. RefSeq names its product fasciculation and elongation protein zeta-2 (gene Unc-76). Gene Ontology annotation, cellular component: axon; cytoplasm. The record is from RefSeq and is a predicted model, not a curated record. NCBI's taxonomy places the organism in Eukaryota, Metazoa, Arthropoda, Insecta, Hymenoptera, Vespidae. The transcript is spliced from 8 exons. Bases 449 to 1618 code for a protein of 389 amino acids.